Tachysurus fulvidraco (yellow catfish) is the source of this 3506-nucleotide messenger RNA. It is a transcript of the gene adamts18, whose product is annotated as ADAM metallopeptidase with thrombospondin type 1 motif, 18. Gene Ontology annotation, cellular component: extracellular matrix. The transcript has 15 exons. Bases 1 to 2160 code for a protein of 719 amino acids. Lineage: Eukaryota; Metazoa; Chordata; Actinopteri; Siluriformes; Bagridae. Gene Ontology annotation, biological process: extracellular matrix organization. Gene Ontology annotation, molecular function: metalloendopeptidase activity. The record is from RefSeq and is a predicted model, not a curated record.
AUGACGAUCAGCUUCCGCUUCCUGCUUCUAAACGUGGCUGCAUUUUUCCUCAUUUUGUCUUGCCUUGAGGACAUCUGUAAGUCGUUAUGGUGCCAUCGGUUGGGUCAUCGGUGCGAGACCAAGUUCAUGCCCGCUGCUGAGGGGACGACAUGCGGACCGGACAUGUGGUGUCGUAAGGGGCAGUGCGUGAAGUACGGGGAUCACGGGCCCAAGGCGGUACACGGUCAGUGGUCAGGGUGGUCCGAUUGGUCGGAUUGUUCCAGAAGCUGCGGGGGCGGAGUUAUGUAUCGGGAACGCUUUUGUAACAGUCCAAGGCCGCAGCAUAGCGGGCGAUUCUGCCAGGGUUCGAGUCGACUGUACCAACUUUGUAACACCGGGCCGUGCCAGCGAGACGCCGUGGGAUUCCGAGCACAGCAGUGCGCCGAGUACAACGGCAAAGCGUUCCGAGGCUGGUUCUAUAAAUGGAAACCAUACACCAAAGUGGAGGAUGAAGAUAUCUGUAAGCUCUACUGCAUCGCAGAGGACUUUGAUUUCUUCUUUGCGAUGUCCAGCAAGGUGAAGGACGGCACGCGGUGUUCCGACCUCACGCCGGAUGUGUGCAUCGACGGGGUGUGUGAGUCGGUGGGUUGUGACCAUGUUUUGGGCUCCGGCGCGUCUCUGGAUGUCUGCGGUGUGUGUAAAGGAGACAAUUCGACCUGCCGACUCUACAGCGGCCGUUACGACGUCCAGCAUCGAGCCAACGAGUACUAUCCGGUGGUGACAGUUCCUGCAGGAGCUCGAAGUAUCCGUGUUCAGGAGACGGAGAUCUCCAGCGGUUAUCUGGCGGUUCGAGGACAGAAACGCGGCUCUUAUUUCUUGACUUCUGAUUGGACAGUGGACUGGCCGGGAAGAUUCAACUUUGCUGGAACCACGUUCUUGUAUCAGCGCUCGAGUAACCAGCCGGAGAGCCUGUACGCCCCAGGUCCGACCAAUCAGACGCUCGUCUUCGAGAUCCUGGUUCAGGACAAAAACCCUGGAGUGCUGUGGGAAUACACACUUCCUCUAGAGGAAAAAACACACACCUACAAGUGGAGAGUGACCCGAUCAGACUGUUCCGCCUCAUGUGCAGGAGGUCGUGUGUCGGUGAAGGCUGUGUGUGUGCAGGAUGAACAGGUUCAGGUGAUGAACUCCUCGCUGUGUGACUCUCAAAGCAAACCUGCUCUGGCGUCUCAGCUCUGUAACACACAGCCGUGUCCAGCCAGCUGGUCAGUGGGUAAAUGGACUGCAUGUAGUGUAUCGUGUGGAGGAGGACAGCAAAGUCGCACCAUCCGCUGUCUCAGGAAGGUGAUGUACCAGAGGGAGGAGUUAGCUCCGCCUUCCACAUGUACUUCACCUGUUCCAGCUCACACACAGCCCUGCAAUUCACACUCCUGCCCUCCGGAGUGGGGUGCUGGCUCCUGGUCACCGUGCUCGAAGACUUGUGGACGAGGUGUGAAGACACGGAGUGUGUACUGCCACAGCGUCAAUCACCUCUCUGGUGUGUCUGUUCUGCGUGACGGCUUGUGCGAACUCCAGCUGAAGCUCAAAUCUCAGGAGAGCUGCGUGAUGAGCCGCUGCCCGAAAAACGAGCGGCUGCAGUGGAUCACCACGGCCUGGGGAGAGUGCUCUGUUACCUGUGGAGGAGGUGUGAGGAGCCGAGAGCUGCGCUGUGCAGAGAGAGACUCUAAUGGAGGAUUUGCAGAGUUUCCCAUCAGGAGGUGUAGAAAUCUCCAGAAACCCCACAGUGACCUCCAGCAGGCCUGUAAUAAAGCGCAGUGUCCUGACCUGCAGCCCCACCUCCCUCCGCCCGGUCUGGGGAGACCGAACAGUGCCAUGGCGCUCGGCUGGUACUCAUCACCAUGGCAACAGUGUACAGUGUCAUGUGGAGGUGGCGUGCAGAUGCGCAGCGUUCAGUGUCUGAGACACGGUCGACCUUCAUCAGGAUGUUUAACACACCACAGACCUGUCAGCUCCAGAGCCUGUAACACACACUUCUGUCCUCCACCAGGACCUGCUCUCAAAGGAGAGAAGUCAUGUGCUGAUUACUUCACCUGGUGUCACCUGGUUCCUCAACAUGGUGUGUGUAACCACAGGUUCUACAGCGAGCAGUGCUGCAGGUCGUGUUCUAUCAAGAAACCGUAGAGCCGACGAUUUUCCCACGAGCACCUUCUCAGACUCCAACCACCCUACAGAUUCCCAAAACUGGAUUUAGGGUGGAAAAGAAAAUGGACAAAAGAGAGAUGGACAAAAAGAAAGCAAGAGGCAUGGAGGCCUGGUUCUUCCUGAAGUACUUGAUGGGCAAAACACUUUGGAGAACUCUGUGUUUCUGCUAAAACUGUGGAGAAGACAUUUGGUGCAGGAUGUUAUGUUAUUCCUGUGAACUGAUUUUAUUUUAUUUUGUGUUCAGUUUAUAUUUUUAUGCAUAAAUUACUCAAUUCCUGAGAAGUUUAUUUUUACACGAGGAUGUACCGAGCUGAUACUGACUGCAAUGCUCUUUGAUCUGGUGCAUACUAUUUUCUGGUUAAAAAAAUAUAGAAAUUUACUAAACGGUAGGAAAAAUAGCGUAUGGCGCUUAGAUCAAACCACGAACUAGCCUUUAUUUUCAUUUCUUCCUCUUCAUGUACUGCCUAGAAUUAUAGCUUAGCUACGGUAGCUAACGUACCUAAACAUUAACAUUGGUAGCAGUUUCAUCUUGUAACAUUUUAUUCAGGGGAAGAAUUGAUUUCACUGUAAACACCUUUAUUUUGCUAGCGGACAUGCGAUAAAGUUAUUAACACGCGUUAUAAAAUGUUAGCCGGACUAAACGUGUACCUCGACAGUGAUCCGCCUGAUCGGUUAGCGAACGUUAGAGUUACAUGUCCAUGAUUUGUAAAGUAAGCUAAUGAAGCAGCUGUAUAUAAGCGAAUUGCGAGCUAGCUAGCUUUCAGUAAACAAUUUUUUACAUAAUUACAUAAUCAGAAUCAUUUUAUUGAUAGCAAGCUAAUUAACAUGAGGCUAAAUGUUGUAUUCUGUGAGUAUCAAAGCCUAGCACUAGCAUGCUAGCUAAUAUGAGAUCAAGUAUUAUAUUGAAGUUUAGAGGAAAGCUAAGAAACAUUCAGUAAGUUAUUAUGAUGUUUAUGAUUGUUUGAUAUGAUUUUUUUUUUAUUUGCUAUGAGAGAAAAACAGCAAAAAGGAUCUCACACACACUCACUCACACACACACACACACACACACACACACACACACACACACACACACACACACACACACACUUCCUUUGUUCUUUAAUAAAAUGGAAGAAGGUUGGUUAUUAGCUCUGUAUCAGCUUAUCUGAUUAGCGAGCAUCCUACGUUCACACUCGCUAUGUGAAAAGUCGUUGCGCUGCUUGUAGCUACUGUUCCUGUUGUCACUUUUCUGCAUGGCCUCUCUGGCUUUUUUUUUAGUUCCUGUAAGCAACAGAAGUAGCUACAAAUAGCUUCUAAAGUGAAACCAUUCCAAAUAAACAGCA